Molecule: messenger RNA, 924 nt
Organism: Diuraphis noxia (Russian wheat aphid)
Lineage: Eukaryota; Metazoa; Arthropoda; Insecta; Hemiptera; Aphididae
Molecular function (GO): N-acetyltransferase activity
Source: RefSeq, a predicted model, not a curated record
UAUCAACGAUUCAUGAAUGGAAAUUAAUUUUUUACUGUUCGUAAAUGAAUGCUACAUUAACGCGUUACAAUGUCGUCUAAGCCAAAACAAGAUGUACUGGCAGAAGAGGAAACAGACGAAGACUUCAUGACGAGAAUAACUCAACCUAGAAUAUGGACAGUCUUCAAAUCAGAAUUCAUUUUUCAAGUAUUUAUAGACGAGCGAUUCGAUGAAGUCUUAGAUAUGUUUAAAAAUCAUUAUAUUCACGAAGAAUCAUUAUGUAAUAAUAAUACAUUGUCAUCAGAUCAAGAUUCAGUUGAUCAAUUUUUAUAUCUGAUCAAACAUUGGAUCUCGGAUACUUUAUCAUCAAUCGUAAUUGAAAAAAGCUCUGGAAAAUGUAUUGGAAUAAUAGUCUGCAGAUUUUGUUCWAUUGAAGAUAACUCAUUAGAGUUUAGCAGAUUGAGGUUAUACGAAGGAGAGAAAUGGAAUAUAAUACAGAAUUUCAAAAACCACUUGAGCCAAAAAGUUGAUAUUUACAAAUAUUACAAAACUGUAGCAUUCUUCAGAAUUUACGCUUGGUUUAUUCUUCCUCCGUAUAGAGGUCAAGGAUUGGGUAAAAAACUAUUGGAGUGCGUAAUCAAACAACAGUUACCCGAGAUGGUGCAUCUGGGGUGCAACGUGAUAUCCGGAAUAUUCACUAACAAAAAGAGCCAAGGAAUAGCAAAUUCUUUGGGUUUGAAGGCUUUGUACGAGGCUAAUUAUCUUGAAUGGGCUAAUCAAAACAACGUAAUGUUGACUAAAAACAUCGAAGCUGAAAAUGAAACAGUCAGUGUGAUGGCUUGUCAAAUAAAUCAGAAUCAAUACGUAUCCCUGCAGCUAUAAUGUACCUAAUAUUUGAUGAACUGUCAUUUUUCAGAUAUAAGUAGUUUUUGAUUUAAAAGAGUU